AUGGCGAUCAAUCAAGUCCAAACGAGAGCCGGUCCAGUCGAAGCCGAAGUGACGGGGACCGGCAUACCAAUCCUCAUCCUGCACGGCAGUCCGGGAGGCAUCGAUGCCGCGCGAACCAUGAGCCACUUCCUCGACAAGCAUGUGUUUCAAUGCAUCUGCUUGUCACGUCCUGGAUAUCUUAAUACGUCACUCUCGCGAACCCACCGAUCCAUCGACGACGAAGCAGAUCUCGUAGCAGCACUUCUCGAUGCCUUGCAAAUACCACGCGUUGGCGUACUUGCCUGGUCCGGUGGCGGUGGAGUCGCAUACCAGCUAGCUGCCCGACAUCCACAACGUGUUUUCGCUAUGGUUGCGAUCGCGGCAGUGAGCAAGGCGUGGAUUGCACCUAAGACGCCUCUAGCGGAACGCGUCAUGUUCGGCACGAAGUUUGGGGCCAAGGUGGUCGACUUCAUGUCCGCAAAGGUCCCCGAGCACGUGGUCCAAGGAGCGUUGGAAGGAGAAGGUUCCCUCCGCGGCGAGGAGCUCGAGACGCUGGCGAAGCAAGUAAUGGAGGAUCCGGCGCAGCGACAGGUCGUGCUGGAAAUGGCGUCGACGGUGAACGUGGGCGGUCCGCGGAAGGAAGGAUGGCUGAAUGAUGUGAAGAACUUCGCGGCGAUCAAAAGUCUUGGGCUCGAGCAAGUCCAAUGUCCAGUCCUCCUCGUCCACGGUGAUGCCGACACGGAUGCUGUUCCGAGCUAUAGCGAAGACGCUCAUGCCAGGUUACCGCUCAGCAUCCUGGUGAUGAUGCCCAGAGGUACGCAUCUUUGCUUCUAUGCGCACCCACAGGCCCGCGAGGUCCAAGCGCAGGCGACGAAAUUCUUCUGGGAUCAUGCACAGCGUCCUUGA
Zasmidium cellare ATCC 36951 is the source of this 885-nucleotide messenger RNA. RefSeq lists its product as uncharacterized. The record is from RefSeq and is a predicted model, not a curated record. The transcript has a single exon. Bases 1 to 885 code for a protein of 294 amino acids. Lineage: Eukaryota; Fungi; Ascomycota; Dothideomycetes; Mycosphaerellales; Mycosphaerellaceae.